Molecule: messenger RNA, 954 nt
Organism: Rhodotorula graminis WP1
Lineage: Eukaryota; Fungi; Basidiomycota; Microbotryomycetes; Sporidiobolales; Sporidiobolaceae
Exons: 7
Coding region: 1-954 (317 amino acids)
Source: RefSeq, a predicted model, not a curated record
AUGCCUUUCUCGAGGCUCGAGGACGUCGACCUCGACAUCUUCUGGUACCUCAACCCCGACCCAGCAGAACUUGCGGUCGCGUCGCCAGACUGCUUGCCGGCCGCUCAGCCGCUCAAGCCAGGCCUUCCUGCGCUCGUCUUCCUGCACGUCUCCGGCGGCACCGCGCUCGGCUUCGCGCGACAACUCGCCGACCCUCGUCUGCGCGAGCGGUUCAAUCUCGUCGCGAUCGAUUGCCCUCUGCAUGGUUUCUCGCGCUCGACGUACAGGACAGAGCACACGCUCGAGGACAGCGCCAAGGCCGUCAUCCGUAUCCUCGACGAGCUGCAGCUCUCGACGUACAGCAUCUACGGCGAGGGUCCGCACGGCGCCAACAUUGCGGCCUGGAUCGCCGCCAAGCGCGUCGAGCAGGUACAGGGGCUCGUGCUCGCCUCACCCGGCUGGCCCGUCGAGUCGGCAGACGUCGCUGCCUCGCUGCACGAGAUCAAGGAGGCCAUGAGCGUCAACUGCCUCGACGAGCGCGGCGACCGCUCGGGCACUUUUCCUGCCGACGCGCUCGAGGAGAUCACGAUCUACUUCCUCGGCGACACGGAGCGCCUGAGAGAAGACCGCAAGAUGCUCGGCGAAUACUUUCAGCAGCGAUACGGCACCGGUCGACCCUCGUACGAGUUCCGGUUCCUGUUCUCGUUCAUCUACGAGCGCAAGCGCAUCCCGACCGAGCAACUCGAGAAGGUCCGUGCGCCGGUGCUCUGCCUGCGCGGCGGCGCCGACAGCAUCGUGUGCCCCGACGCGGCGUGCGAGGAAUGGGUCUGCGCCUUCCCAAACGCCCGCAACGGCGCUCAGUGCGUCACGGUCGCCGACGCGCACAACAUCCUGUCGAUGGCCGAGGGCGGGAUCGUCGCGCGCAUCGUCAGCCAGUUCUUGCACCGCUCGCUCGCCGAAGCGGCGAGGCUGUAG